CGUUCCCUCUUCUCUCCUACUGAUAUUUUUGUUUUUGUCUUAGAAUCUUCCUUUUUUCACCAAAAGUAUUAUCAAUUUACCGGUCUCAGUUACACCUACACUUAACGCCGCUGAGUAAUCAAUAAGGAAAGAUAGAUAGAAUAAGAAGAAGAAGAAGCUCGUUGGCUUCCAUUUUCAGAUUUUCUUGUGAAAUUGUUUCUAGAGAGAAAAGAGUGGCUUUAAUCUUAGGAAAUGGGUAAUUGUUUGAAUUCAUCAGCUAAAGUGGAUAGUAAUCCUCAUGCUAAUUCUGGUUCAUCGGGUUCUAGCAAGACAAGCCGUUCCACAGCUCCAUCAAGCUUAAGCAUCAACUCUUACAGUAGUUUAGAAGAGUCUUUGCCUACACCAAGAACUGAAGGAGAAAUCUUGUCAUCACCUAAUCUUAAAGCUUUCACCUUUAACGACCUCAAGAGCGCUACUAGGAAUUUCCGACCUGAUAGUCUACUUGGUGAAGGAGGUUUUGGUUAUGUAUUUAAAGGUUGGCUUGAUCGAACAACUCUUACUGCUUCCAAACCUGGUUCUGGUAUGGUUGUCGCUGUUAAGAAGCUUAAGACUGAAGGUUUUCAAGGUCAUAAGGAGUGGUUGACUGAAGUGAACUAUCUUGGUCAGCUUAGUCAUCCAAAUCUUGUCAAACUAGUUGGGUAUUGUGUAGAAGGUGAAGACCGGUUGUUGGUGUAUGAGUUCAUGCCAAAAGGAAGCUUGGAGAAUCAUCUUUUUAGACGUGGGGCGCAGCCACUAACAUGGGCUAUAAGGAUGAAAGUUGCUACAGGUGCAGCUAAGGGGCUUACUUUUCUCCAUGACGCUAAAUCUCAAGUGAUAUACAGAGAUUUUAAAGCUGCCAACAUUCUUCUUGACGCUGAAUUCAAUGCUAAACUUUCAGACUUUGGUCUAGCUAAAGCUGGUCCUACAGGUGACAGGACACAUGUGUCCACACAAGUCGUGGGUACUCACGGAUACGCAGCCCCUGAAUAUGUAGCCACAGGACGGUUAACUGCUAAGAGUGAUGUCUAUAGUUUUGGUGUGGUACUACUUGAGUUACUCUCAGGACGAAGAGCCGUGGACAAAUCUAAAGUAGGAGUGGAGCAGAGUCUAGUAGAUUGGGCAAAACCGUAUCUUGGCGACAGGAGAAAGCUCUUCCGGAUAAUGGACACGAGAUUAGGAGGUCAGUAUCCUCAAAAAGGAGCAUACGUAGCUGCUAGUCUUGCCUUGCAAUGCUUAAACCCUGACGCAAAACUCAGACCUAAAAUGUCAGAAGUUUUGGCCAAGUUGGAUCAGCUUGAAUCAACAACUACUAAACCUGGAACUGGAACAAGACAAGGUCUGGUUGAUUCUCCAAGAGGUAGUAAUGGAACUGGAACAAGACAAGGUCAGAUUGAUUCUCCUAGAGGUAGUACUGGAACUGGAACCAGGCAAGGUCAGAUUGUUUCCCCAAGAGGUAGUAAUGGAACUGGAGCAAGACAAGGUCUGAUUGAUUCUCCAAGAGGUAGUAACGGAUCUGUUGUACAGAAAUCUCCGAGGAGAUAUAGUUAUGAUCGGUCUCUCUUGCACAUCACUCCUGUUGCUUCUCCUUUGCCUUCUCAACUUCAAUCUCCUCGUGUAAGAUAGAAUCACUAUUUUAUGUUGUAAUGUAUGUUACUGUGUUUAAACUAAUGUAUCUGUUCACACUACAACGGUUUGGUGUUCUUUUUUGGCAUAAGCAACUUUAAAUAGGUUUCUGUUGUAAAGUAUGCUUCUCAGUGUAAAUUAAUGCAUCUGUUCACAGCAUGGAUGUGGUUGUAAUUAGGUGUGCAUUCUGAGACUUCUGUUUUGAACUUUUAAUCUUUUAAAUUAUGAUUAGAA
Eruca vesicaria subsp. sativa (arugula) is the source of this 1875-nucleotide messenger RNA. The record is from the annotation of a GenBank genome assembly. NCBI's taxonomy places the organism in Eukaryota, Viridiplantae, Streptophyta, Magnoliopsida, Brassicales, Brassicaceae.